This is a messenger RNA of Ilex paraguariensis (yerba mate), 2587 nucleotides long. The record is from the annotation of a GenBank genome assembly. Lineage: Eukaryota; Viridiplantae; Streptophyta; Magnoliopsida; Aquifoliales; Aquifoliaceae.
AAAAAAAAAAAACAAAAAACAAUCCCCCAACUCCUUUUUUUUCUCUCUUCGCCACUGUACGCCUCUUCUCUUCUCUCUCAUCUGAACGCAGGAGCUCCAAAACCCUAAACCCUAACAAAAACCAAUAAACAGAAAAGAAAAAAUAGUUCUGUUUCCCGAAGAAAAUUGAGUGAUCAGCUGAUCAUAUAUUCAAUGGCGACCUCGGUCCUGCUCAGAUCUCUCCGUCGUCGUGAUUUAUCUUCAUCUCCUCUCUCUGCCUAUAAAUCCUUGACUGGAAAUGCGAAGUCAUCAUGGGCUACGUCCCCUUUAGGUCACAAGUGGGGCAUUCUGGCCAGACCAUUCAGCUCAAAGUCUGCUGGGAACGAGGUCAUUGGUAUCGACCUGGGUACUACAAACUCAUGUGUUGCAGUCAUGGAGGGCAAGAAUCCUAAAGUUAUUGAAAAUUCUGAGGGUUCUCGGACCACACCAUCUGUGGUUGCCUUCAACCAGAAAGGAGAGCUCCUUGCGGGUACUCCUGCCAAACGUCAAGCGGUGACCAACCCCACAAACACAAUUUUUGGAACCAAGCGUCUGAUUGGCCGACGUUUUGAUGAUCCUCUGACACAGAAAGAGAUGAAAAUGGUUCCAUACAAGAUUGUCAGGGGUCCCAAUGGAGAUGCAUGGGUUGAAGCCAAUGGGCAGCAAUAUUCUCCAAGCCAGAUUGGAGCCUUCAUUUUGAACAAGAUGAAAGAAACUGCUGAAUCAUAUCUUGGAAAGUCAGUGAACAAAGCUGUUAUCACUGUUCCAGCUUAUUUCAAUGAUGCUCAGAGGCAAGCGACAAAGGAUGCUGGGAGAAUUGCUGGUCUUGAUGUGCAAAGAAUCAUCAAUGAGCCCACCGCUGCAGCACUUUCAUAUGGGUUGAACAAUAAAGAGGGUCUUGUAGCAGUUUUUGAUCUUGGGGGUGGGACCUUUGAUAUUUCCAUCUUAGAGAUAUCAAAUGGUGUUUUUGAGGUGAAAGCAACAAAUGGUGAUACAUUUUUGGGUGGCGAGGACUUUGACAACACCCUAUUAGAGUUUUUGGUGAGUGAGUUCAAGAGAACUGAGGGGAUUGAUCUGUCAAAAGACAGGCUUGCCUUGCAGAGACUGAGGGAAGCAGCUGAGAAAGCCAAGAUAGAACUCUCAUCAACAACUCAAACUGAAAUAAACUUGCCAUUCAUUACAGCUGAUGCAUCGGGUGCUAAGCAUCUGAAUAUCACACUGACCAGAUCAAAAUUCGAAAGUCUGGUGAACGACUUGAUUGAAAGGACUAGGAGUCCUUGCAAGAGUUGUUUAAAGGAUGCUGGCGUAUCAACUAAGGAGGUGGAUGAGGUCCUCCUUGUUGGAGGGAUGACCCGAGUACCAAAGGUGCAGGAAGUAGUUGCAGAAAUCUUUGGUAAGAGCCCUAGCAAAGGAGUGAACCCUGAUGAGGCAGUUGCCAUGGGAGCUGCUAUCCAAGGUGGUAUUCUUCGUGGUGACGUCAAAGAGUUACUACUUCUGGAUGUCACUCCCCUAUCACUUGGUAUUGAGACAUUGGGGGGUAUCUUCACCAGAUUGAUCAACAGGAACACAACCAUUCCAACUAAGAAGAGCCAGGUUUUUUCAACAGCUGCUGAUAACCAAACUCAGGUGGGAAUUAAGGUACUGCAAGGUGAGCGCGAGAUGGCAAAUGAUAAUAAGCUCCUGGGUGAGUUCGAGCUUGUGGGCAUUCCUCCAGCUCCUAGGGGCAUGCCUCAGAUAGAAGUCACGUUUGACAUUGAUGCCAAUGGCAUCGUCACUGUUUUUGCCAAGGACAAGACCACUGGUAAAGAACAGCAAAUUACCAUUCGGUCAUCUGGUGGUUUGUCCGAAGAUGAGAUUGAGAAGAUGGUUAAGGAAGCUGAGAUGCACGCCCAAAGAGAUCAAGAAAGGAAGGCCCUGAUUGAUAUAAGGAACAAUGCAGACACCACCAUAUACAGUAUUGAGAAGAGUUUGAACGAAUACAGGGACAAGGUUCCUAGUGAAGUUGUGUCCGAAAUUGAGUCUGCCAUUGCAGAUUUGAGGAAUGCAAUGGGGAAGGAUGACAUCGAUGAGAUCAAAUCAAAGCUUGAUGCUGCAAACAAUGCCGUUUCUAAGAUUGGACAGCACAUGUCCGGUGGUUCUGGUGGUGACUCCUCCUCUGGAGGUUCUCAGGGUGGUGACCAGCCCCCUGAGGCAGAGUAUGAGGAGGUAAAGAAGUGAGGCAGCAGCAGCUGCUAAAAUGUUUGACAUGACACUGGUCGUAUGUUUUUCCUCUUGGUCACAGGUAGGUGGUUUUUAGCAGUUUUGUAUAUUUACAACUUGGACGAUUGUUUGUGGUAGAAUUUUUUUUUGUUUAACCUGUACUAUCAAGGUAGAUUUUCUCUGUUGGUGAAACCACUUUUUUCACCCUGUAGCUUUUGGUUUGUUGAGUCUUGGGUGUUCAAACAGGAGAAAUUGAUUACAAUUGUUCCACUCUAACCUAAUUGUAUCAAUUUAUUUUUGAUAGAAGCCUGUAUGUCUUCCUCUUUACUACACUUUUAAGCGACGUAGAAAUUUUUUAGUAACAACCGAG